Malaya genurostris is the source of this 3198-nucleotide messenger RNA. It is a transcript of the gene Axs, whose product is annotated as anoctamin-10. Gene Ontology annotation, cellular component: plasma membrane. The coding region runs from base 581 to 3037 and encodes 818 amino acids. The transcript has 9 exons. Gene Ontology annotation, molecular function: chloride channel activity. Gene Ontology annotation, biological process: chloride transmembrane transport. The record is from RefSeq and is a predicted model, not a curated record. Lineage: Eukaryota; Metazoa; Arthropoda; Insecta; Diptera; Culicidae.
GUCAUCCAGCAUUCUCUCAAAAUUCAAGGUCGCUUCUCAACACCGAUAAGCAAGCGUAUGGUGCUUGAGUGUGAAAUUAAUUUAGUCAGCUGUGAAAAAAAUUAAUUUAGCUCGCGUCGAAGUAAUUAACGUCAAUAUGUGCUAACGAGAAUCGAUAGGGCAUACAAAUGGAGUAUUAAUCUCAGUUUCAUAAAAAAAAUGCAUGUGAUUUCCUGGUGUAUGUCUAGUAAUGAUGCUGCGUCUGCAUAUCUAUUAUAGAAACAGUUCUUUCGUUUCGAGUUGUACAAAUCUGGCACUGUUCACUCAAUCUGUUGAAUAAGCGUUGUUUCGGAAUGUUAAUUUGCUCUACCUAUGAAUCAAAAUAUGUCUUUUCAGCCAUUUCUCUAGGUGAGCUUGAUUAAGGAGGGAAGCCGGUCAUUUGGCAGUGUUUAUAAAAAUAGGAAAAACACCGUAAAAAUCAGCUGUUGUAUACACACAGGGUGAAGGUCGAUUGAGUUACUCACAGCCGCACUUAUGUGAGAACGGUAUUUACAACAAUCAGUCAAGACUGUUUCCAUGACUGGCCGAUCAAAAUACUGACAUGGAUGAUAUUAAAGAAUUACUGACAGAUCUGAUGGAGAAUUCCAUCGCAUCCACCAGGUGCUCAUCUUCCACAGAGCCCACAAUACCUUCAUUACCUUGCAUCGUAGAAGAGCUCUCUACGAAAACUGUCGGUUAUCGCUUUGAACGUGCAAUGUCUGCCGAAUUGUUCAAAUCUUUAAAGCUCAAAAAAUUAAUCUCGAACACAAUCUUCACUCUCGACGAUGACGAGGAAGUUGGCAUGAAGCGGAAGGAAACGAUUCCGUCCCUUCGACAGCGGAACUCUCAGAUCAAUGCACUGGAAAACAUGGACCAAAUAGAGGAAAAGGAAAAACUACACGAACUUCAUUCCUCACUCAAACGGCAACGACUUUCCGGUUCGAAAGGGGUCACAUUUGGUGAUGAAGGUUUACGCAAACGAGUUGGACUGACGACGCCAUCCGAGAAACGUCCGCCGGAUUCGAGCAGCAGUCCCAACGAAGAUGAGAAAAUAUUCGGAGAGUCGUUCAUGGUACUGGAGUUCGCUGAGAGUGUCGAAUCGGAUACGAUUCAGUGGAUAAUCGAUAAAAUUCAAGGGAGGAAAAUCGAUGGAGGUGCCGAGCUACUGGUACGAAAGGAACCAUUAACCAAAGAAACGCAAAGCCUAAACAUGCACAUCUCAGCAAGCCAAAUGAAAUUUCUCGAAAUCGCGGACGACAUGGGCUUCAUGAAGCAAACCAAGACUGGCAUCAUUAGAAAUUUUAACGUCGCCUGCUUGGACGAUUUUUUCUACGAUGAUCAAAUGGCCGUAGAGGAUAUCCUAACAUCAGCCGACCGGCAAAUCAUCAUCAAGUACGCUUUGGAGAACAUUUGUGCCUCCGAACAUGAGCACAACAUUGUCGGAACCAAAGUGCAGCUGCACCACGGUCAGUCGAUUAUUCAAGCAGCUCAGCAAGCGGACAUCAUCACGCACAUCUACUCGUUACACGAGAAAUCAAAACUUCGGAAACUUCAGCAUAUGUGGAUUAAACCAACCAAGCCGCAACCGAUCGACGAGAUUCGAGAUUAUUUCGGAGAAAGUGUUGCCAUGUAUUUUUCCUUCGUGGGCUUCUACACGUACGCACUGAUCGUCCCAACCGUGCUAGGUCUGCUGCAGAUGGCACUUUCCGAGGAAACCGAAACGGUUCCGUUCUUCUGUGUGUUCUACGUUGCUUGGAUGAAAGUGUUCCUGGAACUGUGGAAACGAAAAAGUUCAUCCCAUGCCUACCGUUGGGGAACGAUCACGAUGACGAAUCUCGACGAACCUCGAGUCGGCUAUCACGGGAAGCUGGGAAAAGAUCCUAUCACUGGUAAGCUGACACGGCAUUAUCCUAAAUGGAAAACCUACGUGCAGAUGUACUUCGUGACGGCUCCCAUCAUACUGCUGUGUAUGUCGAUCGCCGCCUUCGUGACCAUUUUCCAAUUCUACGUCGAAAACUACCUGGCCGAGCUGUACGGGCUGGACUCGUACAUACUGUACGUACCGUCGAUUGUCAAUGCCGUCUAUAUUGCGAUUUCGACCAUCGCUUACGAUAAGCUGGCCAUCUAUCUGACGGACAAGGAGAACCAUCGGACGCAGAGUCAGUACGAGCGGCAUCGAGUCAACAAACUGAUCGUACUCGAGUUCGUCAACAACUUCCUGUGUUUAUUUUAUAUUGCGUUUAUACUGCAGGACAUGAAAAUGCUCAAAACUCAACUGAUGAUGCAGUUGAUCGUGCUUCAGUUUGUGCAGAACAUUCUCGAAAACCUGCUCCCCUACAUCAAGAAAAAAUUAGGACGUAUGUCAGCCAAACUCUUUGUAAAGUCGAACUACGAACGACUACAGAAGGUGUACGAAGAAUACGAUCUCAUGGGUAUCCAAUCGCUUGACGUUGACGAUUACCGGAUAGUUCGAAACCGAAAAGAGUGCAUCCUCGAAGAGUACAACACAUACGACGACUACCUGGAACUGUACAUCCAGUUCGGUUAUAUGGUACUCUUCUCGUCGGUAGCCCCGCUGACAUCGUUCUGGGCAAUCCUGAACAACGUCAUCGAGAUCCGGCUGGAUGCUUAUAAGUUGUGUACAUUGUUUAAGAGACCGUUCGCCAGACGAACGAAAAACAUUGGAGCCUGGCAGUUGGCAUUUGAAACGUUAGCCGUGAUUUCCGUUAUGACUAAUUGCGGAAUUCUAUAUAUGUCACCGCAGAUGAGGGAAUUAGCGACCAAUUUCAGCGCCGAAUCCUACGCAUUCACCUUUCUGGUAAUUGAACAUGUUCUUCUAGGACUAACAUGGUUCAUCUAUAAGGCCAUCCCAGACACUCCGCUGUGGGUCCGAGUGGCACUGGCGAAGGCAGAUUACGAGUCACGACAAGCGCUGAAGCGAGAAAACGCACAGCGAUCUCGAAAUCUACUAUUCAGGCGCUUCCGAAGUGUGUACGAUUCACAUUCGUUGUUGACUUAGAAACCCUACAGAUGGGUGUUCUUGGCUCUAGAGAAGCUCUUUGUAACUAGCAACGAUCAAACGAGAAGAGACGAUUUUGUGCGCUUUCCGUCGCGAAGGUGAUUUUAAAUAGAUUCAUAUUUAGUCUUCGUUCAGUAACAAUAAAGUGCCACGAAAUAUAA